Molecule: messenger RNA, 3021 nt
Organism: Callorhinchus milii (elephant shark)
Lineage: Eukaryota; Metazoa; Chordata; Chondrichthyes; Chimaeriformes; Callorhinchidae
Gene: slc8a3
Product: solute carrier family 8 member 3
Biological process (GO): calcium ion import across plasma membrane; cell communication; sodium ion transmembrane transport
Cellular component (GO): sarcolemma; axon; postsynapse
Molecular function (GO): calcium:sodium antiporter activity
Source: RefSeq, a predicted model, not a curated record
UGUGCAGUCUGGUGUAUGGUUGAUACGGAUGGAUCCUUCGGUAGAGGCGUCUUGGCUUUGAAGAUUUGCUCCGUCGGCGAAGGAAGUUGAGCAGAGAAACUGUUUUGAAUGGCGUGGUUUAGGUUGCAGACGUUCAUGUCAUUUUGCCUCCACCUUGGCCUGGUGGCAGUCAUGCUCUUGUGGCACCCCUUACGUGUGGACGCAGGCACCACUGAGCCCACGAGAACUCCGAAGCCAAAUAAAACCUGCACGGGGAGCUACGAGUGCAAGGAAGGGGUCAUCCUGCCCAUAUGGUACCCGGAAAAUCCAUCGCUGGGUGAUAAAAUCGCCAGGGUGAUUGUGUAUUUCGUGGCAAUGAUCUACAUGUUUUUAGGCGUCUCCAUUAUCGCCGACCGCUUCAUGGCAUCCAUCGAAGUGAUUACGUCGCAAGAGAAAGAGGUGACCAUCAAGAAACCCAAUGGAGAGACCAGCACCACGACGGUACGGAUCUGGAACGAAACUGUGUCCAACCUGACCCUUAUGGCCCUGGGAUCAUCCGCGCCUGAGAUCCUGCUGUCUGUCAUCGAGGUGUGUGGCCACGGGUUCGAAGCCGGCGAGCUCGGCCCCAGUACCAUCGUGGGCAGCGCCGCUUUCAACAUGUUUGUGAUCAUCGCCAUCUGUGUUUAUGUUAUCCCAGACGGCGAAACCAGGAAGAUCAAACACCUGCGCGUGUUCUUCGUCACGGCGGCAUGGAGCAUUUUCGCCUACAUCUGGCUGUACAUGAUCCUCGCGGUCUUCUCGCCAGGCGUGGUGCAGGUGUGGGAAGGUCUGGUCACCCUGUUCUUCUUCCCGCUUUGUGUGAGCCUCGCCUGGGUGGCCGAUCGGCGGCUUCUCUUCUACAAGUACAUGCACAAGAAAUACCGCACCAACAAGAACAGAGGCAUCGUGGUUGAGAUGGAGGGCGACCACCCCAAGGGCAUGGAGAUGGACGGCAAAAUGGUGAACUCCCACUACAUUGACGGCACAGUGCUGGCGGCUUUGGAUGGGAAAGAAGUGGACGAGUCCCGCAGGGAUAUGAUUCGGAUCCUGAAGGAUCUCAAGCAGAAGCAUCCUGAAAAAGAUCUGGAUCAGCUGGUGGAGAUGGCCAACUAUUACGCCCUUUCCCACCAGCAGAAGAGCAGGGCUUUCUACCGUAUCCAGGCCACGAGGAUGAUGACCGGCGCAGGGAACAUCUUGAAGAAACACGCAGCUGAACAGGCUAAGAAGAGCACCAGCAUGCACGAGAAGACUGGAAACCCCGAUGACCUCUGCUCCCGAGUCUACUUUGAACCCUGCAUUUACCAGUGCCUGGAGAAUUGUGGGGCUGUGCUGCUGACUGUGGUUCGCCGAGGAGGAGACAUAAGCCAAACGGUAGUGGUGGACUACAAGACAGAGGACGGCUCCGCCAACGCAGGCGCUGACUAUGAGUUUAGCGAGGGGACGGUAGUCUUCAAGGCGGGCGAAACACAGAAAGAGAUGUCCGUAGGCAUCAUCGACGACGAUAUCUUCGAGGAAGACGAGCAUUUCUUUGUGCGACUUAAUAACAUUCGCGUGAUCGAACUGGAAGACUCCCUGGAACCAAAUAAUGUUCCCUAUCCAAAAGCUUCACUGGUUUCCCCAUCGGUCGCCACGGUCACUAUUCUCGAUGACGACCACGCGGGUAUCUUUACGUUUGAGGCUGACUUAGUCCGUGUGAGCGAAAGCAUUGGUGUGAUGGAGGUGAAGGUGUUGAGAACAUCUGGUGCACGUGGGACAGUCAUUGUGCCCUUUAGGACAUUGGAAGGGACGGCCAAGGGAGGUGGCGAGGACUUCGAAGAUACCUACGGAGAACUGGAGUUCAAAAACGAUGAGACGACGAAAACCAUAAGCGUUAAAAUAAAUGAUGAUGAGGAAUACGAAAAGCAAGAACAUUUCUUCAUUAUGCUUGGUGAACCGAAAUGGAUGAAAUGCGGAAUAUCAGCGCUCUUGUUGGCUCAGGAGGAUACUGACAGGAAGCUCACAGUCGAAGAGGAAGAGGCCAAGCGCAUUGCGGAGAUGGGGAAACCCCUCUUGGGUGAGCAUCCCAAGUUGGAGGUUAUCAUUGAAGAAUCUUAUGAAUUCAAGAGCACAGUGGAUAAGCUGAUAAAGAAGACAAACCUUGCACUGGUGGUAGGGACACAUUCCUGGCGGGAUCAGUUCAUGGAGGCCAUCACAGUCAGCGCUGGCGACGAGGAGGAUGAGGACACGGGAGAGGAGAGGCUGCCCUCGUGCUUUGACUAUGUCAUGCACUUCCUGACGGUGUUCUGGAAGGUUCUGUUCGCCUGCGUGCCGCCCACCGAGUACUGGAAUGGCUGGGCCUGCUUCCUGAUCUCCAUCGUCAUCCUGGGGGUUCUCACCGCCAUCAUCGGUGACCUGGCCUCGCACUUUGGCUGCACCAUCGGCCUGAAGGAUUCCGUCACCGCCGUGGUCUUCGUAGCUCUCGGCACCUCGGUACCAGACACCUUCGCCAGCAAAGUUGCUGCGGCUCAGGACCAGUACGCCGACGCCUCGAUUGGGAACGUGACGGGCAGCAACGCGGUCAACGUCUUCCUGGGGAUCGGGCUGGCGUGGUCCGUGGCCGCCAUCUAUUGGGCGGCACAGGGCCGUGAAUUCCGGGUGGACGCGGGCACGCUGGCCUUCUCUGUCACCCUCUUCACCAUCUUCGCCUUCAUCGGCAUCAGCGCCCUGCUGUACCGGCGGCGGCCGCACAUCGGCGGGGAGCUGGGGGGUCCCCGUGGACCCCGGAUGGCCACCGUCACUCUGUUCGGCGGGCUCUGGCUACUGUACAUUCUCUUCUCGGGCCUGGAGGCCUAUUGCCACAUAAAGGGGUUCUAAAGCCGGGCGCGAUCUAUCCUGCCCUCGCCGACACCUCGCCAUCAUCCCCCACGUCCCACCCCGACCCCCACCCCAACACACCAAAAAAAACAAGGACUCAGAUCUCUUUGAAACAAGGGCACAACUUUGCCAACCAAUUCCACACUUACA